Amaranthus tricolor (Joseph's coat) is the source of this 2109-nucleotide messenger RNA. Its product is annotated as heat stress transcription factor A-3-like. The record is from RefSeq and is a predicted model, not a curated record. Lineage: Eukaryota; Viridiplantae; Streptophyta; Magnoliopsida; Caryophyllales; Amaranthaceae. Gene Ontology annotation, cellular component: nucleus. Bases 491 to 1933 code for a protein of 480 amino acids. Gene Ontology annotation, molecular function: RNA polymerase II cis-regulatory region sequence-specific DNA binding; DNA-binding transcription factor activity. The transcript has 2 exons. Gene Ontology annotation, biological process: regulation of transcription by RNA polymerase II.
GUUCACUGAGUUGUGACAAUGUACCAGAGACAAAGUGUAUUUUUUUCACAGUAAAAUUCAGAUAUUUGGAGUACAACAGAACAGUGGGUCACUGGGUCCCACCUUCAUCUUUGUGCAACAAUUUCCCUCACAUAAACCCCAUAAACCACAAAAAAUCCCAGCAAACCAGCAACUAAAUACAGCUUGAUUCUUAAAUUUGAUCCCACCCUUCAAUUUUUUUGUUUGUAUAUUAGUCCAGGAAUUUUCCCAGAAGCAGAAAUUCAUUCCUUUUUGUUUUUGUAUAAUUGAAUUGAAUCAAAUUGAACAAGAAAACCCUAAUUUGAAUUACGCAGAUAAAAUCUUCCUUCUUUUCCUCCACCGCCUUACUUUAUCCAGAUAUUUUUCAUUAAUUUCUUAAUUUCUAAGUUACAAUGAUCAUCUAUAAAUUCUCUUUUCUCCCUCAUUUUCCCUCCAUUUUCUUACCUUAUUUUUUUCAUAUUUGUUCUAAAUUAUGGAUUCUGAUGAUAAAUUGUCUUUUCCACCAAUACCCACUUCAUCUUCUACUCCAAAUCCACCUGAGUCUUUCUCAGUUAACCAAUUUCCUGAUCAAUUUUACCCAUCUGGGUCUUCCCCUCCCUUGAAUUUCCCUAUUUUUUCUGAGAAUUUUAGUGGAGAAUUCCAUGGAAAUGACCCAAUUCCUCAACCAUUAGAUUGUUUACAAGGAAACCCAAUCCCCCCAUUUUUAUCCAAAACUUAUGAUCUUGUUGAAGACUCAAAUUUAGACCCUAUAAUUUCUUGGGGUUCUAAUGGACAAAGCUUUGUAGUUUGGGAUCCUGUGGAAUUUGCUCGUCUUGUUCUUCCAAGGAAUUUCAAGCAUAAUAACUUUUCCAGUUUUGUUCGUCAGCUCAAUACUUAUGGUUUUCGUAAGGUGGAUCCCGAUAAGUGGGAGUUUGCGAACGAGGGUUUUUUACGUGGAAACAAACAUUUGCUGAAGAACAUUCACAGGCGGAAAUCGCAUCAUUCUCAACAGCUUACUUUGUUAGGAGGGUCUAGUUCUGAGUCUGAAAUCGGGAGUGAGAUAGAGAAGUUAAAGAAAGAGAAAAGUGAGUUGAUGCAAGAAGUAAUCGAACUGCAGCAACAGCAGCGUGGAACUGCUCAACGCGUAGAAAGGGUGAAGGAUAGACUACAGGUGUCCGAGCAACGACAAAAACAAAUGGUGUCGUUCUUGGCGAAAGUGGUUCAAAACCCUGUGUUUGUCGAUCGUUUGAAGGAAAUGAAAGAACAGAAGACGCUUGUUUCUCCUCGAACGAAGAAGAAGUUUCUAAAGCAAAAACAGCAUGAAGGAGAUACUUCAGUUGAGGGCGAAAUUGUGAGAUACAGAUCGGAUUUCGAGGACUUGAAGGAUUUUCCAUCGUCCGAAAUCCCAAUGUCAAGUUGCCCAGAUGAUCUCUUGCAAGAUGUGGUAGGAAAGAGUAGCGGUGCGCAAAUUACGCCUUCUCAAAUCGGAGAUAUUCCAAUGGUGUACAUGAAGAUUCCGGGACCCAUUGGAGCUUCAAGUUCUGGGGUCGGGGAUCCCUUCUCGAAGGGUAAACAGGUGUUAACCUCUCAACCCGAACCUAAUCCUGAUUAUCUCGUCUCAUUCCCUGAGGAGUUGUUGAGAGAAAGAACUUUCCCUGCAUUUUCUUCUGGAAUCGGAAACAUGAUCAAGCAAGAGGAAGUUUGGAGUAUGGGUUUUGAUCUUAGCACUGAUAUCUCGAGCUCAAGCCCUGCAUUAUGGGGUGAUAUUGCUGACUACGGGCUUCCAGAGAUCGGAACAUCCUGUCCAGGCGAGUUUUCAGAUGUGUUGGACUUAGGUGCUCUUCAAGUGGGAAUUCCCGGAGUCGAGAAUUGGUCGGGUGAUGAAUCUCAACUUGGCCGCCCCGAGUCCAAAGACGAUGUUCCCAAGAACAAAUAAUUCAUAGGCUGCACUUUCUUAGCUAAAAUAAGUGCAGCCUUUAUAUGGUUUCUAAGCUUAGAUUAGUAUAUAAUUGAUCGAACUAUUGGCUUGAUCAUUGAAUUUACGUAUAUUUUUUGAUUGAUUUGAGCUUUCAUUUCUUCAAUAUAUGUUCCUAAUCUCAUCGUUUUAUCAGC